GUAUUUACAUCAAUGUUCUUUAUGAUUUACUAUUAUAUGAAAGAAGAAGUUGGUGAUUAGGUGUAUCAGCAGGUAAACCGGAAGUAAAAGGUGCAUAUCCGCCAUUGAUAAAUUCAGAUAUUGUGAGGAGUUUUGAACAACUUACUAAUUUUUCCUGUGGACAAAAGAUGUACAAAUUAUGUAGACAAGUUUAUAAUAUUUUUUAAGGAAGAAAUGUUCAAAGAUCAACAAUUAGGUCAUCUGACACCACAUGACAACAACAUUAAAUAAACACCUGGAGCGAUAUAGACAAUAAAUAAGUGAGAAAACCAUUAUAGGUUAUAAUUGAUUUACAACUUAAUCACACCUUUCUCUAUGAUGUGAUGAUUCUUUUAUUGUGUACAGAUUUAACAUGGCAUUUAUGUUGAUGCAAUAAAAAAAUUCUUGUUUUAUAUAUAUAUACAUAAGUCAAUACCAGUGAAAUCAUCAAAAUGAGUGUUUCGUCAUUGCCGUCUGCAGCUAGUGGAUCUAGUAAUAGGAGUACAUCUAUUUCCACUAACAUGUCAUUAUCACCAGGUUUAGCUCCUUAUAAGACUCUUUCACCAAGCAGUUCACUUCUUGCUCUGUCUAAAGUUGAAGAUGAUGAAUUAAGAGGGAAAAAGUCAGAUGAACUUGUGAGAAUUAUUCGUAGAUUAGAAUCUGAAAGUAGAUCUUUAGUUGCUGAACAUAGUUGCAUAAUAAAAGAUGUGAAUAGACGUUUGCAGAUAUAUAUGCUUGAAAUCAGAGGUUUAAAAGACAUAAAUCAAAAGUUACAGGAUGACAACCAAGAGUUGCGGGACUUGUGUUGUUUUCUUGAUGAUGACCGGCAAAGAAGUCGUAAACUUGCUAGAGAAUGGCAGAGAUUUGGACGAUACACAUCAAGUGUAAUGAGAAGUGAAGUUUCAACGUAUCAGCAAAAACUGUCUGAUCUAGAAAGCAAACAGGAAGAGUUGGUGUUAGAAAACUCUGAAUUGAAGGAGCUAUGUUUAUAUUUAGAUCAGGAGAGAAUGCGAUAUAACUCCAACUUAAGAGAUGAUGGGGAUGGUAGUAGUAAUAGUACUACUGCUGGAUUAGAAGAUAAUGGUGUGAUAAUGAAUGGUACAGGGUCAGAUGUACCUACAACUACAGAACAAAGACCAAAUCAAGACAACACCAGGCAAUAUAUCCAACAGCUGGAGGAGCAAGUUAAAAAUCUGGAGGAAGAAAAGAAACAAUUGGCACAGAAAUCUGAACGUAAUGCAGCAGAUGGGUACAGACCUCUAGUAGAUAGGAAAGGUCCAAGACAAAAGUUAGAAAAUAGAUCUGCUCCCGUUGGUAAUAAUGAUGACAAUUAUAGUGGCAGGAAGUCAGCCACACCUACACCAAGGGGAGAUAAUACAAGUCCAUCAAAACCUGAAGCUGUAGUUCAUGCAAUGAAGGUGUUAGAGGUUCAUGAGAAUCUAGAGAGACCCAAAGUGGAUGUUGGCGGGGAAAACCUAGAUGAUACAGAAAAAGCAAUAGUCAGAGAGAUGUGCAAUGUUGUUUGGAGGAAACUUGGUGAUGCCAAUCCAGAAAAAGGUUCAGCUAAUCUGUAUGAAAAUAUCCCAGCUCGACAGUCAACUCAAUCUUCAACUCAGCCUUCAUCAUCGAAACAGCGAUCUGUCUCUCAACCCAUUCUAUCACGUCAGCAAGUGCAAUCUCCACCCAUGCCUCAUCAAUCAGGAAGAUAUUACAACAGUCAGCAAUCAGCUCAACAACAACCAAACCAUCUAUCAUACAGUCAUAACCAUCCAACUGCUUCAAAUUCUACUGGCCAUCUUGGUCCUUACCAUGAAGAACCAAUGAGUUCUGACAUUGCACCAGGAAUAACACAUACAGUUCAUUCACAGAACCUACCACCUCAUCAUCAGUACAGAUCUCCGCCCCCACCACCUGUCAAUCAUAACAGUAAACGCCCUCCACCUCCCCCUGCUAAUUACCAUUACCAGGAAAGACCCCCACCCCCACCAGUUUCUCAUCAGAACUAUGAAAAUAUCCCACCACCUCUUCCACAGAAACCAAGUUCUUUUGGUCAGCAGAAUUAUCAGGAUAGACCAUUGAGAUCUGAUCGAGUGUCAACAACAUCAAUGUCUGAUCCAAGAAAGCCAGUCGAUUCGAGAGAAAUGGCACACAAUUACAACGAUCAAAGAAGUCGUCGAGAUCAACGAGAUGUAAACAUCACUCAAAGAUCGAAUCCUGUGAAUCGUGAAAGAAGCAGAGAAAGGAUUCUAGAUUAUCCACCAGAAACUGCAAGGUCAUGGGAUCAAGGAAGACGACCUCAAGACUAUCCUAGAGACCCAAGGCAAAGCCAUACUUCACUAGGAUCCUACCACUAAGUGUCACAAACUAAAUAGAAAUUAUCAUUUUUAUUUCUAUGUUCACCAGUCCAGGAAUCUAGUUUUGUUCUAUAAAGUCCCUUUGAUAAACAUUUUGACUGUCCAAUAUCAGGGAUAAUUAUUUUGAAAUCACAUCAUCAGGUAUAAAGGAUGGCCUUUUAACAUAGGAACAAUUGAAAUCACAUCAUCAGGUAUAAAGGAUGGCCUUUUAACAUAGGAACAAUUACUAUUGGUGCUAUAAUAUUUGAUAAAUGCAUUUAUUCUUGUUAGAUCUCUGCUUGCAUUUAGCAUUUUUAUAAACAAAUUUAUAAAUGUUAGCGUUAUUAAUUUACCCACAAUUUUCUUUGUUUGCAUUUAAAAGUGAAUUAAUUUUAUGAUUUUGUUGCAUUUCAGACUGUGUAAUUAUGUUUGAGGACAUAAAGUCAACACUUAAUAUCACAAACCACAGGUAUUACUAAAUUUUAUCUGACAUAAAUGGAGAUGUAAAAUUUGCACCAAAUAUGCUCUUAAUAAAAUUAUAUUUAAUUUCUGUUUACAUUUUGCAGAAUUAAUUAUAAUUUUAUCUAGUAUCAAGAAAACGUUACUAAACAACAAAGAACCUAUGAAAUGAGAUCCAGCAAAUUACAUGCUAGCAGUAAAUGAUAAAUUUUCUAAAUCUAAAGUGAAAUGAAAAUAUACACUGUUUGCUGUUCUGUAUGUUUUGUUCAGAAUUUACCAUCCUCAAUUUAAUUUAUUUUACUGAAAUAGUUACUUUGGUUUAAGUGUUUUUCCAGCAAAUAACUAUUUCGGUAAUUAUCUUUUGUGCUUUUCUAAUGAAUAAGUAUUAAUUUAAGAUUUUGUAUUUAUCUAUAUUUGGGAUUUUGUGUUGUUGGAUCACUGUCUCAUUCACAUCAUUUAUUUAUAGAAAAUAUUGAAGAUUACUUAUUAUUUAAAGUGUUUUUGAAAUAGAAAUUUAUCUCUAAUGAAUAAGUAAUCAAAGAUAUUAGAUAUUUUAAAUUGAGAUGUAAAAGUAAUAAUGCAUGGUACAAAUACACUGUUAUAUUAUAUUUUUUCAUAUUGAAGGUAGCUUUAUAAUAUACACUCACAUUGUGAAGACUGUAAACCAAAAACAUAAUAAUAUAGGGCAUAUUUUUUUGUGAACACUGCCAAAACUAAUGUCAUUAAUGCAAUCAUACCUUUCAUCUAACAUUUCACAUGUAUUUUUGAAGUUAGGUCUCAUUAUUAUAUAUUUACAUAUAAUUUAUUGAAUAAUGUGUAGUUUUCUUAUUGGACUACAUUGUAUAUUUAGUCAAAACAACCAUUUGCAUUUUUUUCUCAAAUAUUUUUUUUUACCCUUCAUUUCAUUAUAUUACCAUUACUAUUGUUUUGAAAAGUUGAGAGCUGCUUUAAAUUAAAAGUUCAAAAAAUGUUUUUAACAACUAACAAAAACAAAGAAGUUUAUUUGUUAUUUUGAAUGUGUACUUUAAGUAGCUGUCAAAAUUAUUUCUGUUGUGAUUUUUGUACAGUAUAUAUUUUAUGAUUUGUAAUAUUACAACUGUUUAAAGUAACAGAUAUUUGUUACUUUGUAAAUAUGUACAGAACAUUUACUAAUUUAUUAGACUUUGACAUACGUAUUGAAGGCAUCCCUGUACAUUUAAAAUAGUGUUUUUGAAAUAGGAAAAAAGAUUUUUUUUUGUUUACCAUUGGGCUUAGCAAAAACUUUGAAUUUUCUUAAUAUAUCAAUAGAAAUCAUUUGACUUUUUUAUAGGCUGAUUUGGACAGCAUCACUGAUUUCUACCAUACACUUUUAAAUACUCUUUUUCUAAUAAUGAGGACUUUUCCAAUUAAAAGUAACAACUUUGAUUUACAUUGCACUAACAAUUCAUUAGAGGGAGGUAAUUUUAUUUCUGAUGAAAAAUUAAAAAAAGUUGUUUCCCAUUUUCAAAUAGGAAAAUUUCAUCCACAGUUAUAGUUUAUGAAGCUCUGGCAUCAGGAUAACUUUAGCAAUACACAUAUUAAUGUGCUUAAAAUGACAACUAAAAUUUUUUAACUUCAUCCAUUAAAUUAAGUUUUGUUUAGUCUUUUUCAUCAGUUUAACUUUGAAAAGUUUGGGAUAAUAUAUGAUUUUUGUUUUGUCCCAGCAAAGGUUCAGCAAAAACUUGUAUCAUAAAUCAAUGUCUUCUCAUCAGGUGUGACCAAAUUUAUUUUAGAGACAUGAUUUACAUUACAAGUUUGAAGUCAUCAUUCAGUUUUAGCUAUAACAUAAUUGUACUGAAUUUAAUCAUGAUUUAGUUUUAUCUCCACUAUUUGACUGAUCUACUUUUGUUUCAUUACCACAUGUUAAUCUUUCAAUUCUCAUUGUUAUAGUGAUAUUAUAUAUAUUUCAAAUUGAAGUACUAGAUCUCGAAUUAACUUAUCUUCGUUUGGAGUGUUAAUCUGAUUUGUUUUUUUGCAAAAUCGUUAUACAUUGCUUGUUAGAUCAUAGAUGGUGCUAUAGUACAUUAAACAUUAGUUUAUCAUUG
Mytilus trossulus (common blue mussel) is the source of this 4873-nucleotide messenger RNA. Its product is annotated as coiled-coil domain-containing protein 85C-like. The record is from RefSeq and is a predicted model, not a curated record. NCBI's taxonomy places the organism in Eukaryota, Metazoa, Mollusca, Bivalvia, Mytilida, Mytilidae. The transcript is spliced from 7 exons. Bases 471 to 2372 code for a protein of 633 amino acids.